CAAUUUCAGUCGUUGUGGUAUGUUCAAUCGGUUCGGAUGGGUUUAGGAAAUUCGAUGUUUUUUUGUUUUUGUUGUUUUUGUAACGCGUUACUGAAUUCGGUUGAUAAAUUUAUUAAAUUUUUAUUAUUUAACCAGAAGAAUUCCAAAUAAACCGGAAACUUUUUUCUAGUUUUGUUCAUUCAUUUUGGUAAUUAGUUUUGAUGUUGCGUGUGUCCAAUAUAUAGACUCGUCGGAACCAUCUCGUCUAGAACAAGUUCAUACUCAAAAGAGCUAUUAUAAUUACAUGAACUCUUAAAUCAAAGUAAUUAUUCUAAGAGCCACAAAGUCAGCAUUCUUGCAGUUAUUAUUUAUAAGAAAAGAAAAGAAAAAAAAAAGAUUGUUGUUGUGUUGUGCCUUCCUCUUUAAAUAAUAUUAAAACGUGAGAAAAACAAGAGAAAAAUUUGCGAUUUAUAAAUUCUUCUCAAGAGUGCCUGGUUAUCGAUAUGUAUCUUGAUGUAGCCAUACGAAACUUAUAUGCAACAUUAUAAUGCAAUAGCAUUUAUAACAAGUGGAAUAAAAGAAAAUUACCAAGAGGAGCAAAAGAAAAAACUGCUGCUGUAAUUGCUGAAUAAAAUAUCUAUGCGAUGAACGUUUAUGUGGCCAAAUAGAAUGUUUACAGACAACGAACGCAACAACAAACAACGAUAGCAACUCUCUGCAGCAAACGUAUUAUAAAAUUAAGUAGAAAAAAAACCAACAACAACCCAAUUAACAACAACAAAAACAGUGCAGUGCUCUUUGAACUUGAACAAGUUAUUAAAAUGUAAAGCAAAAUAUUUAUUAAAUUGCCAAGCCAAUUGAUUCAGUACAAGACAUUCGAAUCCACCGAUGAGUGUUUACAUAAAGUGCGCUGUGAUGUGAUCAUAGUCUCAGUGUGUUCAAAUGAAUGAGUAAUUUGAAACAACCAACGAAACGCAAUGAACGAACCAUUCACCCAUUCACCAUACAAAACAUGUGCAAAAGACCAAAACGACAACGACUACCCUUCAAAACGUAUCACAUUGCCAAACUUAAAACGGUCUAACCGUCUCACACAUCCAUCGCGCGUAUAUAAAUGCUAAAACAUAUGCCACCGGUCCCCGCGUCAUCCGGUCCAAAUCGUGGUCAAACGCGGGGACACAAUCGAUCCAUUCAACCGCUGAAUGUGUCUACGAUAUCACAGCAGAGCGGCCAGAAAUUGGCCAAUGGUGGACCACCGCGAAUGAUGCUCAACACGACGCCGUUAACGUCGUCCGCGUCGUCGAACAAUCAUAGUCAUUUGAAUUUGAAUACCAAACAUCGCAUUGGUGCUCGUGAGGCGCUCACCAGUCUGGGUCUAUUAUGUUUAGUUUCCCUUCUACUGGCCCUACUUUCGUUGAUAUUUUUGUUAAAAAUUUCGCCCGGAGGACGUGAUCCACCAAUAGAGAAUGACGAAUACAUAAUCGUUUACGAUGAUGUUACAUUAGCCCUGUGCGCACUAUCGUUGACGUUGAAUUUGUCAUGCCUUCUGGUGUGUGGUAUCCAAUUUCUGUUUGCUGUAAAAUUAGUUAGAGCACCUGCAACGUCAGGCCGAGGAAAUAAAUACCUUCAAAAAUCAAGCGUAAGCAGGGUCUGCGCUGUUGGUGGAUUCUUCAUUUCGAUACCGAUAUUUCUAACUGGCAUAAUUCUGUACACAUUCACGCAAUUCCAUUCAACACCAGCAAUUAUAACCAGUGUCCUAAUCGGCAUCGGCAUCGUAUUCUGUGGAUGCGCAAUGGUUCACAACGUAUUCGUUUGGCAGAAGGAAAAGACGAUAUGCGUUCGCCAAAAUCCGAUCAACCUAAAUUUAUCGCUGCACGCACCGAUCAGUACAAUAUCACCGCCCGUUCAGUACAUGAACCAUCCCAUCAAUCAUAUGCACCUGAAUCACAACCAUUCCAAUCACAAUCACAAUCACACACCGCUAACGCAAAUCAGUCACACCACGGUGACGCCAGUGACGCCACUGUCACCGAACCAUUCGCAUGUGAGCUUCAAUCAUUCGUAUGUGCCCACGUAUGGCGUACGGAACGCAACGCCACCAACACCGAAAGUCCUGAGCAAUAUCAUAUCGAGCAGUCGGGAUGCCAGUCCGGCCAUGGCGAAUGGAACGUUGGAAUUGAGCAAUGUGACCAGUACCAAUUCGCAUGAAUUUUCCACACUGGUUUAGUGGGGGAAUGACGGACGGGCUUUCUUUUUGUAGAUAGAGAUGCACUCAAAUUUGUGUGUAGAAUUUUGUUUUAAUUUUUAUUUAACUUUGAUCCGUCGGAUACGAGAAAUGAAAAGACAAUUGCUGUAGCAGUAGGUGUUGUUUCAACGAGAGAUGCUAAAUUUUAAGACAAGCUGUACAUAGCCAUUUUAAUUAAACUAAGCUCAGUCGAUAUAUUUAUGAAAAAUACAGAUUUGGAAUUUUC
This is a messenger RNA of Bradysia coprophila, 2450 nucleotides long. RefSeq lists its product as uncharacterized. NCBI's taxonomy places the organism in Eukaryota, Metazoa, Arthropoda, Insecta, Diptera, Sciaridae. The record is from RefSeq and is a predicted model, not a curated record.